CAGGGAACAGGAUGGCCGCGCUAGUGGACUUGUCUGCAGCAGAUGCGCCCCAACACUUGCUCCACGCUUGCAAAAUUUCGGGGUUUGCAGUGCUGACUGGCCACGGGGUGCCCGCAGUAGUCGUGGACAACAUGAGAGAGGCCCAGCGCCAGUUCUUCAAGCUGCCUCUGGAGAAGAAGAUGACCCUGCUGGCCACCAAGGACCCCAACAACCGCGGGUACAGCCCCGCCCAUGAGCAGGCGCUGGACCCCUCUGGCAAGCCGGAUACCAAGGAGGGCUAUUACAUCGGGCGCGAGGUGCCAGCUGGCAGCCUGCCGUUGCAGGGCCCAAACGUGUGGCCACCAGAGGACUGGGCCCCCGGCUUCCGCAGCGCAAUGAUGGAGUACCAUGCUGCCAUGGUGGCGCUGGGGGACCGCGUGCUGACGGCGCUGGCCACUGCGCUGGGCCUGGCGCCCGACCACUUUGUGCCGCUGUUUGAUCACUCGGUGGCCACGCUGCGCCCGCUGCACUACAGCUCCCAGGACGCGCCCGGCGACAUCGGCGCCGGCGCCCACACCGACUUUGGUUGCAUCACGCUGCUGCUCACCGACCAGCAGCCCGGCCUGCAGCUGUUCCUGGGCGGGCGGUGGGUGGACGUGCCGCCCCGCCCCGACUGCUUCGUCAUGAACAUCGGAGACAUGCUGGAGCGGUGGACCAACGGGCUGUUCAAGUCCACGCUGCACCGAGUGCUCAACAACGGCCAGGACCGCUACUCAACCGCCUUCUUUGUCGACGCCAACUACGAUGCGGUGAUUGAGUGUGUGCCUACCUGCUGCGGCCCCGACAACCCGGCCAAGUACCCGCCCAUCCAGGCGGGGGAGUGGCUGAUGGGGCGCCUCAGGGCCACCCACACCGAGCACGCCCUGGACUCGGCGGCGACUGCCUGAGGUGCCACAUGGGCAGCCGCCUCUGCCCCUAGCCUCCCCCCCGUUGCUUUUACACUGUCUCUGUACCCUUACAGUACUCUCCUGUUGUACCAUUGUUGCAAUGUGCUGAGAAUCUUGGAGAAAGUGUGCGCAGGCUGUUAUGCAAUAGGAACCGUUCCUAUCAAGUGUUUCACUUGAUGGCUGUGGUCUGGCGAGGUCCUGGGCGCCGGCCUGCCUCAAACAGUCAUGCUGCUGCGCACCCUGCCAAUGCACCCCAUCCACCCUCGCUGACGAUGCUGUGCAGCAGAGCUUUGAUGCCACUCCGCAACCGCCGCAGCGGCGCCUUCCAGUUGAUCACCGCUGGCCCACUGCCCUAUGCUGUCUGCCAUGCCAGGGACAGAGGUGGCCGUGGAGCGAGGAGGGAUGACAUUCCAAACUGGGAAGUGGAGGGCGGCGCCGUCAGACUUGCUACAGGAACAAUAGAGAAGCUGGUAGAGCAGCUGUCGGUACGCGGUGGGAGCGCUGCCGGGCACUGAGCGGUGAUGGGCGGGAGAGGCAGCACCCAGGGCCAGUGCUCCUGCGGCUAAACGCUGAUGCCACUGUUGCCCCUGCUUGGCUCUGGCCAUCGAUAGCCAAUGAGGCCUACACCAGGCUGACCGACCCCGCCGCGCUCCAGCGGAGACGGUGCCGCUGAUAUAGCGGCGACGGCAGGAGCCCUGCAGCCCGAUCGCUCCUGUGCUCCUGCUUCGGCUCUUCAUCAAGGGGCGAGCGUGGAGGCCUGCCCGCGGCAUGGAACCUUGCGAUGGAGCUGGGUCAGC
Chlorella variabilis is the source of this 1723-nucleotide messenger RNA. RefSeq lists its product as hypothetical. The transcript has 7 exons. Gene Ontology annotation, molecular function: dioxygenase activity. The record is from RefSeq and is a predicted model, not a curated record. The coding region runs from base 12 to 926 and encodes 304 amino acids. NCBI's taxonomy places the organism in Eukaryota, Viridiplantae, Chlorophyta, Trebouxiophyceae, Chlorellales, Chlorellaceae.